Messenger RNA from Sphenostylis stenocarpa, 1599 nucleotides. NCBI's taxonomy places the organism in Eukaryota, Viridiplantae, Streptophyta, Magnoliopsida, Fabales, Fabaceae. The record is from the annotation of a GenBank genome assembly.
AUGUUGAUCAAUCCAGGUUUGGUGAUUGGCUUUACAGGGUCUCACUGGGAAAAGAGGCUUCUGAUGAAUGAGAUCAUGACUGGUUCUGUGGAUACAAGAUCUGUAGUUUCAAAAAUGACACUAGCUCUAUUAGAAGACAGUGGAUGGUACAAAGCCAAUUAUAGCAUGGCAGACCAACUUGAUUGGGGUCGGAACCAGGGUACUGAGUUUGUUACCUCCCCUUGCAGUCUAUGGAAGGGGGCCUAUCGGUGCAACACAACACAAUUCUCAGGUUGUACGUAUAACAGAGAGGCAGAGGGUUACUGCCCAAUUCUAACCUACAGCGGAGACCUUCCUCAGUGGGCACGGUAUUUUCCUCAAGCUAAUAAAGAGCCAAGAGGGUAUUUGGUUAGAAGUGGAAGGGAAGUGAGGGCCAAGGUCUCUAAAAUGUCUUCUUGGUGUGCGCAAGGCAAGGAACUCUCUGAAGCUACUUAUCUUUUGUACUCUAUGCUCAUUCUAUCUAUUGUAGGCUUGACGAGGAAGAAUAAAAGUGGACAAUCCUCAUUGGCUGAUUAUUGCACUUAUUUUGUUGCAUACUCUGAUGGAUCAUGUACAGAUACUAGCAGUGCAAGGGCACCUGAUAGCAUGCUAGGUGAAAUUCGAGGAAGUAACUCUAGGUGUAUGGCCUCAUCGUUAGUGCGAACAGGAUUUGUACGGGGUUCUCUGACCCAGGGAAAUGGUUGUUAUCAGCACAGGUGUAUCAACACUUCCUUAGAGGUUGCUGUGGAUGGUGUCUGGAAAGUGUGUCCACAGGCUGGUGGAUCCAUUCAGUUUCCUGGCUUUAAUGGUCAAUAUUUAUUGUGGUUGUGUCUGGGCAAUGUCCCAGUGCAUGUAAUUUCAAUGGAGAUUGUGUUGAUGGAAGGUGUCACUGCUUUCUUGGAUUUCAUGGUCAUGAUUGCAGUAGACGUUCCUGUCCCAGCAAUUGCACUGGCAAUGGCAUGUGCCUCACCAGUGGAAUAUGUGAAUGUAAAACUGGCUAUACUGGCAUUGACUGUUCCACUGUGCAGCCUUCAUGGUGGGGUUUGUGAUAAUGGAGUUUGUGAAUUUCGCUGUUCUGACUAUGCGGGAUAUACUUGCCAGAACAGCUCCAUGCUCCUCUCCACUCUUUCAAUUUGCAGAAAUGUGCUGGGAAACGAUGUUUCAGGGCAACAUUGUGCACCCAGUGAAUCUAGCAUACUACAACAGCUAGAAGAAGUGGUUGUCAUGCCCAAUUACCAUCGAUUAUUCCCUGGUGGUGCUAGGAAACUAUUUAAUAUAUUUGGCAGCACGUACUGUGAUGAGGCAGCUAAAAGGCUUGCCUGCUGGAUCUCAAUCCAGAAGUGUGAGAAGGAUGGAGACAACAGGCUACGAGUAUGUCAUUCUGCAUGUCAGGCGUAUAAUCUAGCAUGUGGAGCUUCACUGGACUGCAGUGACCAAACCCUUUUCAGCAGCGAGGGGGAGGGGGAGGGUCAGUGCACUGGCUCUGGUGAGAUGAAAUUGUCAUGGUUUAAUCGACUAAGAAAUUUUUCUUUCAGAAAUAGUUCCUCCAAAGUAAUAUCUGUAAGAUAUAAGCAGCUUUAG